GGGCUUAUAAGGGGCACGCGGUUCUGUGUAUCGUUACGUUCGUUGCAUGUUCGAAGCUCAUAUGUUUUAUGUUUUAUGUUAAGCCGACAGUGUGUUUACUGAUAUACUGAUGUUUACAGUGAGAACAAGUUGCUUUCUAGUUAUGUAGCUCCGCAGUGUUUUGCGUAACCGGUGUAACUGACCGUUUCCCGAAGUUAAUCCGCGUUAAACAAGAGUUCAUCGUCUCGGGAAGGAAUAAAGGAUCAAAACAAAAAAGCAAAACUCCAGUGUCGUUAGAUUUCCUUGUCACCUGAGAACUUCGUAAAAAUAUCCACGUAAUCGGUAUUGGCAAGUGUCACGCACAGUCGCAGACCGAGCCGUUUAUUUUAUUUCAUUAUUUUUCCUCUUCGUUGUUAAGACUCUGUCAUUCGACGACGGUGCAAAACAAGUGCGCGAGUGGUGUCUUGUGUCGUGUCAUUCCGUGCGCCCUGAUACAUCGAGCGAAUAUCUAAGUUGUUGCGAUGGGUGAUUGGUUUGCGUCGUAAAGAGAAUAAAGUGUGCUGUUAAAGAAGAGUAAAGAUCUUGAAAACAGAACGAAUUUUGUCAAACGAUAAUUUGAAAAGUUUUUUGCACGUAGAAAGUAUCAAAUAAACGAUAAAAAUGAUAAAGAAGUUGGCGAAUUUGUGGUACGCGAGAAGCGAGUGUAUGUCAAUAACGAACGUUAGCAGAACUAAGUGCGCUAUUGUUAACGAUGAAUUGUGAUCUUAGUUUAGUGUUUCUUUCAUUUCUUUACUCCUGCAACAGCCUCUUUUAUAUAUUUUAUCCGUUUCGGUAUUCAACAAAGUGACAGCCAAAAUAAAUGGAGCAGAUUCGGCCCGUGAAUUUUUCGUCAAUCCUCAUCUCACACUAGAAUCCGUAUUUCCAGCGCGUUCAAAUUAUUGAAUCGCGUACGAAAGAGGAAAAAAAAAGUUCGUGAAUAUCGGAAGGAAAGCAGAGAUUUUUUUCCAAUCGUGUAUUCGUCGUUUUUGUUUUUCGUUGUCUUUUUAUAAUCUCGCAGCUAGUGGAAUGGCAGCAGCCUUAAAGAAAAAUCAUUCACGUAGACGUCUCGCAGCGCUUACAUUUCUCUCAAAUAUUUCGCUCGACGGUAGCCACCGUGACACUAAUUUGGCACUAUUGCCCCGCAACGGAGCUAUUCACAAGCGAACACAGAGCGAAAGCAAUCCUGUCUUUAAAGAGGGAGAAUCCGUCGAUUUUGAUACUUCCACCGACGAGGCUGUUGAUGGCUUGCCUGAAGAAAAUCCAAACGUCGCUUGUACCAGAACUCAUUUUGUACAGAAUAUUCAACGAGCCGGCGAGCAUCAUUCCGUCAGCUCAGAUUCUGAUGGCAUCGCGACACCAGCUAAACUCUCCACUUUUCAUGAUUCAGACAGAAAUCAAAAUCCUUUUCCAUCCGCAUUACACGGAAGCUUCAGGGAACGUACCGGAACAACCGGCAGCGAAUAUUCUCUGCCGGAGAGGAGAGUUGGAUCGUUGUACUACAAGAAGCGGAUCGUUCAUCAAACUUCAACUCUCUCGGAAGACAUAAAACAUCAUUACAACAGUAGCACCGAGAGUAUCGGAUCCUUGCGAUCAAAAUCGAUAUCACAAACUUCGAAGCCGAAAAUAAAAGGCUUGAACAACGUUCAGACCGGUGUUCCGAACGCGGUGAUAAUACCGGAAGUAACCCGCGAAUUGCGUAUGAUGCAACGUCCGAUAAACGGACACAAAUUCGGCAACGAUAGGCUCGUACUCGUUUCAGCAAAGAGAGUUCCCUUUCUCGUUUUUUCGGCACUACCUUACAGCAAAGGACAACGUACAAGUUGCGGCCAAAGUACUUCGGGUAGUACACCUGUCUUCAGACACUAUGCGGUAUCUAAUCCAAUAUUACGAAGGUCCGAGCUACGAAGAGAUACCGGACGAAGGAGAAACACUUCGGGUCCUCGACCCCUCUCAGCAAUAAAUGACAAUUUGGAUCCUUUCGGUUUGCUGGGGGUCGAAAGAGCUAAAGAUGGACAAGAAAUCUCUUACGGUCAGCUCCUCGUGCCGUCGAGACAGUUUCAAAAAGACCGAAAACUCCCAAUCGGCGACACAGAGGCCAUAGAUUUUAUGCACGUGGUUCCAAACAAGCAUCAUGUGGUAUCAAGGACGAAAACUAUAACGUGGAAUACGGAUCAUACCAAGUGGUGCUUAUCCUAUGAUAACGCGGUGCUCAGACCUCAGCACGCGGCUCCUGAAUCACCACCUAUGUCCCUCGUCACCGAGGGCAAAACUUUCGAUUGGGACGAUCAAUGUCUACAAUACAAUCCGAACUUAUUGGACGACCCGGAACUUAUUGCGGGCAAACAUCGUACCUUGCUAACAUUCACGUCUUAUAUGGCUUCGGUUAUCGACUACGUUCGACCGUCAGAUUUGAAGAAGGAAUUGAACGAUAAAUUCAAAGAAAAAUUUCCGCACAUCCAAUUGACUUUGAGUAAACUCCGAAGCUUGAAACGAGAAAUGCGAAAAAUUGCGAAAAUGGAAUACGGCAUUGAUCUCCUCACUGUCGCAAUGGCGUACGUUUAUUUCGAGAAGCUCAUAUUGCGUAACAUCGUCACCAAGCAGACGAGAAAAUUAUGUGCCGGUGCUUGCCUCCUGCUCGCAGCUAAACUCAACGAUGUUAAGGGCGACAUACUCAAAUCGUUGAUAGAGAGAACCGAAAGUGUCUUUCGACUCAACCACAAAGAUCUCAUAACCUCAGAAUUCGCAGUGCUCGUUGCUCUGGAGUUUGGACUUCAUGUACCAACAUGGGAGAUAUUUCCUCACUAUCAGCGUCUCAUAUACGAGUCUUGACGUUGCGUCGUGCCGAUGCUUUCGCGCAGAAGUAGAACGCUCUCAUCAUGAAAAAAUUCAAUGAAAAAAAAGGAAUAAAAAACCCAAUAAAUCCGAAAUGAAUGAGACAAGAAUUUUGCUCAAACACAUGGAAAAAUCGAGUUCGUGUUUGCAAAGAUCAUAGCAAUAAAACUGCUGCGUUUCUUGAGCAGUUCAACAGAUACAAUCCAAACAAACAAAAAAACAAGAAAAACGAAAAAAAAAACAGGAAAAUAAUAAAAAGAUUAGCAGUUCUGCGUAGCGAGAGUCUCGGGUGCGAUAAUUUUAAUAGCUGGAUUUGUAAGUAAGUGAAAAAUAGGAGGAAAAUCUGUACGAAAGAUAACAGACGAAAUAUUAAUAAUACGAAGUUUUGUACGUUUAAGAACGGUGAUGCGCUGCUCAAUAUGUCGAGUACUGAGAACUGAUAAUUGGUUUGCACGCGUUUUAAAGAGUAAAACGAUGUCAAUGGGGUUAAUAGAAUAAUGGUGUCGAUUGUUUGAUAUACGAAAAGUACUUACUCAAAUUUUGUUGGCAUAUUAUUUUUCUUGUGUUGAAAAUGACGCUGAUUUCGACGCUGAUUUAUCGUUAUGAAUUUCAAAAUUAUUUAAGCAGCGAAAUGCUGAUAACUUCUCAUGUUUAAACGUUUUUUUUACCACUUAUGUUCUUUAUUUUCGAAAGGUAAUGAAAAACAGUAUAAGCGACUUCUCCGCUCUGACGUGGGAUAAAUUUUGAUGAUACCUUCGAGACGGUGGCGCAGAAAGGAAUAAAAUGUAUUAACAAUUUUCGACUGCUGUCCUGACGGAAAUCCCGAGGGCAAAUCAUCAAAAAAAUAUUUGUAAUUGAUGUUUGUAAAAUUGAAAAGGAGUCGCAAAAACUUUAUUUGUAUAGUGCGAAAGUACGAAACUACUCUUAUCGUUGUCAGUCAAUUGUCGUAGCGAUUUUACCGUGAAUAAGAUAAAUACGCGGUGUGCGUUUUUCGUUUUUUAUAUCAUUUGAACACAGGAAUUUUCAUGGUCUACAAGACUCUAAAUUCGCGUACUUUUUAAAAUGCAUUUUUAUCGCAGAGCAAUAUACGUAUUUUUCUCACAAAGAAUACAAAGAGAAUCGAACAAACAGUUGAGAAAGAGCUUUAGCCUGAGAAAAACGUCACGAAGUGAAAUUUGUUACGAGUUUUUCGAAGCAUUCCUACGUAAAUGUCACUGUCAAUCAUCAAUGUCCAUCAUUCUCGUCUUUCGAAAUUACAAUUAAACGCCCUUUCGAUUUAUUAUUCGCUCAAUUACGUUUGUUCACGUCGUUUCUGCUUCUACACGUGAAUUGCUCAAAUUCGUCGUAUCGUCGAUAGUUUUUAGUUCGGCGAAUUUCUGUAAUAGCUAAAGAACGAUAGCAGUUAAAGAAAAGGGAAUAUUCGCUGAACCAAAGUAAAGCUGUGUAUAAAACAGCAUCGCCUUCGCCACAUAUCCUCGCUAAAAACUCUUCGACCGUCAUAAUAAAAUCUGACGUCACUUUCUCGGGACAGACAAUUUUAUGGGCUUUUGCAUCAGCACACAAAAAGACGAAACUCACACAAUCAUGAAAAUAAUCAAAGGGGCCCAAUUGUUCCAUUCGCCCAUGACUUUUCCCGUAAAGGGGGUCAAAUCGGCUGAAAUAUACAUUUUUUUAGAAGCGUUUGAAACAUUCGAAUCAAGGGUAAGAGAGGCGUGACGAUUUUUUAAUCAACUAAUGUCAUUUGUAAUUCACUCAGGAUUAGAAGAAUUCGAAAUAAGAAAAUCGAAUGAAAAAAAUUCCUCUUCUCGUUUUGUCAUUGUGUUUCGUUCGUUAUUCUUCGUUUUUACGUCUGUAUCGAUUAGUUUUCAACGUGGUUUAAUGCUUUUGUUACAUAAAUUGUUAGUUUCUUGAUUUCGUGUAUAAAAAUGUACAAAGAAACGAUUCGUUGGGCUUUAUUAUGGCGUUAGUUUCUCAUUACAGCCAUCCGUGUACAUAUGUAAACCUUUUUUGUUGUCUAAGUACGUAUCGUGCCCAGAAUAACUGAAAUUCUAGUGCCCGAACUUCCCUUUCGUCGUUUUAUUAACAGCUAACGAACACUUGAAAAUGAACUUUGAUCAGGACGACUUUUUUCAUGUCCUGCGAAUAGAUAAUCGAUCUACUAAGUUCACUGCUCGAUUUUUCAGUUUCAUUCAAACUUCUUCAGUUUGCUGAAUAAGAGAGGGAGAGAGAUUGAAUUUCAAAUAUUUAUGUACGGAGUUGAGUGAGUACAAAAAUAGCAAUCACAAAUCGUCGUUGGUGUUGCAAGUGUGUCUCUGUUUAUCUGAAAAACGAUUUUUGUACAGAAAAAUCAAGCAAAUAUUCCUCUCGAAACCCUUUUUUGGAUUCGACUAAAUUUGAAAGAAAAAAAAAAAAACAUUUCUUAAAAUGACUAAUCUCCACAAAAUUUUCAUUCACGAACAAGUUGGAUUUACUCCCGUCUUUGGAUUUUAGAAAAAAAAUGAUGAAUCAUCGUUCUUCUGGCAUUGAACACGUUGCAACAUCAACAACAACAAUAUUAUGAGUCUCGAUAAACGCAUUUAAUGGGGAAUAAACGCGAUGUAUUGAUGUAUUCUAGUCCGUUAACUACAUUUUGUUUUUUCAUUUAAUCGGCCAGAUCAUUGAUCGAAUAAUCAAUGGUGAUUGCUCUUCGAUUAAAUCUUUAUAGCGUCUAUAUAUUCUAUGGAAUUUAUACGUUACGAUUAUACAUAUUAUAUAUUCUAGUAUUUAAUCCUUAGAGUGGCGGCGUAGUGAUUGUAACAUGUAAAACAAUAAAUAAUGUAGGAUAUUUGGAUAAAGUAAAGAAAAGUGGGCGACCUACGUCAAUAUCUGGCAUCACUGUGAUUGGCGAUUAACAAUAAAUAACAUUUUCAUCGCAA
Molecule: messenger RNA, 5765 nt
Organism: Venturia canescens
Lineage: Eukaryota; Metazoa; Arthropoda; Insecta; Hymenoptera; Ichneumonidae
Product: CDK5 and ABL1 enzyme substrate 2
Exons: 11
Coding region: 1045-2847 (600 amino acids)
Biological process (GO): regulation of cell cycle
Source: RefSeq, a predicted model, not a curated record